Molecule: messenger RNA, 4233 nt
Organism: Emericellopsis cladophorae
Lineage: Eukaryota; Fungi; Ascomycota; Sordariomycetes; Hypocreales; Bionectriaceae
Product: Vacuolar protein-sorting protein-like protein
Exons: 9
Coding region: 1-4233 (1410 amino acids)
Biological process (GO): protein transport to vacuole involved in ubiquitin-dependent protein catabolic process via the multivesicular body sorting pathway
Cellular component (GO): endosome
Molecular function (GO): heme binding; protein binding; oxidoreductase activity
Source: RefSeq, a predicted model, not a curated record
AUGGCGCAGUCACCCAUGCUUUCGGUGCCUCUCAAGGCAACCAACGAGAUUGAUUGGGUCGCUCCUCUCAAGUCCUAUAUAAGCAACACCUACGGAGACGACCCGGAGAGAUAUGCCGAGGAGUGUGCCACCUUGAACCGCCUGAGGCAAGACAUGCGCGGUGCUAGCAAGGAGAGUACCUCUGGGCGGGACAUGCUCUAUCGAUAUUAUGGACAAUUAGAGCUCCUGGAUCUGCGGUUUCCCGUGGAUGAGAAUCAUAUCAAGAUCUCCUUCACGUGGUUCGAUGCUUUUACACACAAACCGACAUCUCAAUACUCGCUGGCCUUCGAAAAGGCAUCCAUCAUAUUCAACAUCUCUGCGGUUCUGUCAUGCCAUGCUGCAUUUCAAAAUCGGUCGGACGAGUCGUCGCUCAAGACCGCCUACCAUUCCUUACAAGCUUCGGCCGGCAUGUUCACUUAUAUCAACGAGAACUUUCUCCACGCCCCAUCAAACGAUUUGAGCCGCGACACAGUAAAAGCAUUGAUCAAUAUCAUGCUGGCCCAAGCGCAGGAAAUCUUCCUGGAGAAACAAGUCGCCGACAAGAAGAAGGUGGGCUUGCUAGCGAAACUUGCGGCGCAAGCGGGAUAUCUAUAUACCCAAGCUCUAGAAGGAGCCCAGGAGAACGUCAACAAGGGCAUUUUCGAGAAAGUUUGGUUAAUGUUCAUACAGGUCAAAAUGAACCUCUUGCUAUCGAUGGCGCAAUACUAUCAGGGCGUUGCAGACGACGAGGCUGGCCACUAUGGUGUGUCAGUGUCUCGCUUCCAAGUCGCUGACUACUUGGCGAAAGAGGCCAACAAGCUUGCGAAGACGUUCCCCAGCGUGCCGUCGCCCAACUCGAAUCUCAGCGCAGACACCGCCGGGCAGCUCCAGAACAUAGCGAGCAGACAUUUUUCAACCGUUCAAGAGCGGCUAGCAGAAGCGUCAAAGGACAACGACUAUAUCUAUCACCAUACAGUCCCUGCGGAGGCGACUCUUGAAGCUAUUGCCAAGCUCCCGGCUGCGAAGCCGAUCCCCGUCUCUGAGCUAUACGCAGGUCAAGAUAUCAGCAGGAUCACCGGGCCCGAUCUCUUCUCGAAGAUUGUGCCCAUGGCUGUCACCGAGUCCGCCAGUCUGUACGAUGAGGAGAAGGCCAAGCUCAUACGGGCCGAGACCGAAAAGGUUGACACAGCAAACGGGGAAAUGGCGGCCAGUCUGGACUACCUGCGUCUCCCCGGCGCAUUGCAGGUUCUUAAGGGCGGCUUCGAUCAGGAUAUCCUCCCAGACGAGGACUUUCGGCAGUGGUGCGAUGAUGUUGCGACGCACGAGAACCCCAGCACCAUCUUCGAAUCGCUCCGAACUAACAAAGAACGGAUCGUGAGUACAUUAGACAGAUGCUCCAAACAGCUCGACAUGGAGGAGAGUGUGUGCGAGAAGAUGCGAUCCAAACACGAGAGUGAAUGGACGCAGCAGCCCAGCUCUGCGCUCACAACAACUCUUCGGGGCGACAUUCGAAGCUACAGGCAGGCCUUAGAAGAGGCUCUGCGCAGCGACGGCCAGCUCGAGGCCAAGCUGCGCCAGAAUGAGGCCGAUUUUGAGGAGAUGCGUCGGGCGGCGCAAGACGGCGAGGUGGACGGGCUGUUCCAGAGGGCAGUCGCGCAAGUACGGGGCGCCCAAGCUAGCAGCCCGGGCGGCAUCCAGCCCAACUUGCUUGAUGAUGAUUUCGAAGAGGAGGGUACAAGCGUAGUGGACCAAAUCGCCAAGGUAGAGGACACUCUGAAGAAGCUCAAUCUCGUCAAGCGCGAGCGCAAUCAGGUAUUGAAGGACCUCAAAGACAAGGUUCAUCACGACGAUAUCUCGCAAAUCCUUAUUCUCAACAAGAAAAUGUCAAACUACGAGAACCAAUUGUUCCAACAGGAGCUCGAGAAGUUCCGGCCACACCAGAACCGACUCUUGCAGGCGAACCACAAACAGUCGGCGCUCAUGAAGGAACUGACGGCCACAUUCAACGCCCUGCUGCAGGAUGAGCGUGUUCGUUCCGAGCAGAGCAAGUACGAGGCGAUCCAGAAGCAGAGGUCGACAGUGAUCAACCGUUACAAGCGGGCGUACCAAGAAUUCCUUGACCUGACGUCGGGGCUAUACAGCGCCAAGAACUGGUACAAUGAGAUGAAGGAGACUGUGGAGAGUCUCGAGAAGAACGUGGAGUCGUUUGUCAACAACAGGAGGUCGGAGGGUGCACAGCUUCUCAACCAGAUUGAGCAGUCGCAGGCUUCAAACAAAUCAGCGCAGGCGGAGCUUGAGCAGGAGAGAAUGCGAGGCCUGAUGGAGCGUAUGUCGAUGGGCGACCAGUCCCGAACCCCACCACAACUGCCGCCGCAACCUGGACAGCAACAACGCCAGAGGCCGACGCCGCCAGCUCUGUUCCAGUCAGGGCAGGCCCCAAGAUAUGGGCAGUCAACGUAUCAAGGACAGUACCAGAUGCCCACAUCACCACCACCCAACCAGCCUCCUCAGCAAGCGUACCAGGGAUACACAAGCCCGCCGCCACAAACGUCCAACAUCACCUCCCCCGAACCAGACAUCUUUCGUCCCAACCGGGGCAGCAAGGCUAUGGCCAUGGGCCGCAGAGUGCGCAUCCACAAAGCGCGCAUCCUGGCAGCGCUCACCCGCAGUCAGCGCAGCAACAGGCCCCUGAUCCGGAUCAUGACGCUCUCAGGGAACGACGUCGCCAAGCACAACGACGCAAAGUCGUGCUGGGUGAUCGUGCAUGUAACACAGAUGCCUCUCGGCAAAGCAUACGAUGUGACGGACUUUUUGCCAGAGCACCCUGGCGGCUCCAAGAUCAUCCUCAAAUACGCCGGCAAGGAUGCCACCGAGGAGUAUGACCCAAUCCAUCCCCCGGAUACGCUGGACAAGUAUCUCGACAAGUCCAAGCACCUCGGCCCCGUCAACAUGGACACAGUCGCCAAGGAGGUCAUGGAGGAAGACCCCGACGAGGUGGAAAGACAGCAGCGCGUUGCGCAGAAGCCGCUCCUCGAGCAGUGCUACAACCUGCACGACUUUGAGGCCGUCGCGAGGAGGGUCAUGAAGAGGACGGCGUGGGGGUACUACUCGAGUGCGGCCGAUGAUGAAAUUACGAUGCGCGAGAAUCACUCUGCCUUUCACCGCAUCUGGUUCCGCCCACAGGUCCUCGUCGACGUGGAAAAGGUAGACUUCAGCACCAAGAUGCUCGGCACGCCAUGCAGCAUCCCCAUCUACAUCACCGCCACGGCCCUCGGCAAGCUGGGCAACCCAGAGGGCGAGGUCAUCCUCACCCGCGCCGCGCACAAGCACGAGGUCAUCCAGAUGAUCCCGACCCUCGCAUCCUGCUCGUUUGACGAGAUUGUCGACGCGCGGCAGGGCGACCAGGUGCAGUGGCUGCAGCUCUACGUCAACAAGGACCGCGAGAUCACCAAGAAGAUCAUACAGCACGCCGAGAAGAGGGGAUGCAAGGGCCUCUUCAUCACCGUCGACGCGCCGCAGCUCGGACGUAGGGAGAAGGACAUGCGCUCCAAGUUUACCGAUCCCGGCAGCAACGUGCAGAGUGGCUCGACGACGGACACGUCGCAAGGCGCGGCGCGCGCCAUCUCCUCCUUCAUCGACCCGAGUCUCAGCUGGAAGGACAUUCCCUGGUUCCAGAGCGUCACCAAGAUGCCCAUCAUUCUCAAGGGCGUGCAGCGCGUGGAAGACGUGCUCAAGGCCGUGGAGGCCGGCGUGCAGGGUGUCGUGCUGUCGAACCACGGUGGUCGGCAACUCGACUUUGCCCGGUCGGCUGUCGAGAUCCUCGCCGAGACGAUGCCCGUCCUGCGCGAGAGGGGCUUGGAGAACAAGAUUGAGAUCUUUGUCGACGGCGGCAUCAGGCGCGCCACAGAUAUCAUCAAGUGUUUGUGCCUUGGUGCCACCGGCGUGGGCAUAGGCCGGCCCUUCCUGUACGCCAUGAGCGCGUACGGACAGCCUGGCGUCGACAGGGCGAUUCAGCUGCUCAAGGACGAGAUGGAGAUGAACAUGCGUCUGAUUGGGUGCACAAAGGUCUCCGAGCUGCAUCCCGGGCUGCUCGAUACCAGGGCGUUGAGUGUUCACGCAACGACACCUGUCGAUCAUCUGUCAGGGGCGGUGUACGAUCCCCUGGCGGUGCCGGCCCAGCGGCCAAAGGGACCGCCUGUCAAGGCCAAGCUGUAA